AUAUGCAAUUAAGCCCAUUUGCUAACUUGUGGUCAAAAUGCUAAAUGGUAUUUGUCAUAUGGUUCUGUGGCCCUAUUCUUAAAGGAAUUUGCCUUUGUCAUAUUUGUUUUUAUUCCAAAGGUGUCCCUCAGCCUAAUAUAACCUGGUUGAAGAGAGGAGGAUCUCUGAGUGACAAUAUUUCCUUGCUUUUCAAUGGAUCCCUGUUGUUGCAGAAUGUUUCCCUUGAAAAUGAAGGAACCUAUGUCUGCACAGCCACCAAUGCUCUUGGAAAGGCAAUGGCAACAUCUGUACUCCACUUGCUGGAACGAAGACACUUGGACGGUAAAAGCGUGUUUCCCAAGGACCAUAAAAAGCAUAAGCUCCCGACAUCCAGCGCUGGAACCAACAGCAAUGACCCAACAGGAGAACCCCUACCUCCAGAGCCUUUUUGGGAGCUUGGUAACUGGACGCAUUGUUCUGCCACCUGUGGCCACUUGGGAGCCCGAGUCCAGAGACCCCGGUGUGUGCUGGCCAAUGGGCAGGAAGUGAGUGAGGCCCUUUGCCAACACCUCCCGAAGCCGCUGGCUGGGUUUCAGCCCUGUAACAUCCGGGACUGCCCCUCAAGGUGGUUCACAAGCGCGUGGUCAGAGUGCUCCGUGUCUUGCGGCGAAGGCUUCCACAGUCGGCAGGUGACCUGCAAACGCACCAAAGCCAACGGCACCGUGCAGGUGCUAUCUCCAAGAGCGUGUGCUCCUCAAGAGAGGCCUCUGGGAAGAAGGCCGUGUUCCAGUCAUCCUUGUGGCCAGUGGGUCGUUGAACCGGGGGGCCAGUGUCCUGCACGGUGCCUGGGUCACGCUGGGAGGAUGCAGCAGCAGCAUGCCCCGUGUCAACACCACAACAGCUCCGACCCCCGCUGUGACGACAGAAGGAGACCCACGUUGAGGAGGAACUGCUCAUCGGGGGCUUGUGACGUGUGUUGGCGCACGGGCCCCUGGAGGCCCUGCACGGCGGCCUGCGGCCGGGGCUUCCAGUCUCGGAAAGUCGACUGUGUCCACGCGAGGAGCUGCAGACCUGUGGCGGAGAGACACUGUGUGCAGAGAAGGAAACCGGCUUCCUGGCGGCACUGUCUCGGCCCUUCCUGUGAGAGAGACUGCUCAGACACAACUCACUACUGUAUGUUUGUAAAGCAUCUCCAUCUGUGUUCGCUAGAGCUCUACAAACAGAGGUGCUGCCAGUCGUGUCAAGAAGGGUAAUCCUGUGGCGAAGGUCGUAAUGCUGCUGUGAAGACAGAAUCAAAAUGUAAAAGCUCUUUUCCCCCCAUGUAGCUGGUUCAGAAACAUGUUAUUUCUUUUAAAACUCUAGAUUCUGCAUUCAGGGGUCGAUGCAAACUCACCACUGGUGGGAUUUCUUCCUAUUGUUUUCCCUGUGGCCGGCAUUUAAUCCCAGCUCUUUGAGAUGAUAUAUUCCGGGAUGGCCGAAACUAUCGUAGCGGGCGUGCUCUUGCACUUGGGACCCACCCCGUGUCCUUCUAAUUGGGAAACUGCCCAGAUCCCCAGUGCGUUGCCACGGGCUGCUGCUUCCUGCGAUGUGUAGACUCGUGGGGGGUAGGACGUCCUAAAGAUGUGAGGGACACACAGAAACCGGUGACUUCCUCUUCUCUCAAGUUGCAGGGUUUCAGCAGGUUUAUAAGGCAUCUAUCCUUUAGAAGCUCUGGCCAGUAGUUGAAGGAUGGCAUGGAUGGCUCUAGUGACGUUUUUAUGGGUCCUUAAGUCUAGUCUGUGAUGAAGAGGUGGUAGACAGGCUUACGGCACUGAGCGAUCCGAGGACCCCGGGGGGGGUGGCAUCUUGUCCUUGCUGUCACGGAACCCGGGGAAGAAAACACAGAGUAAACAUUGCUGCCUGUUUCACAACUCUGGAGAUCUAUCUGUGACCAAAUGAGAAAUCUCUGAAAUCAAAGGAGAGGGAAAGUUCACCUUUUCUACUGAUUUUGAAGUGUAUUCAAAGCUUUCUUUUAAGAGCUGUGAAUGAAACUUUUUCUAAGCACUCUUUUCUUGCACAUAAACAGAAAAUCAAAGCCUUAUUAGACCUAAUUUAUACAUAAAAUAGUAUUCCUGAGGAUUUUUUUCUAUUUCCGGGAAGAUUAUAAGAAAGUAAUCUAAAUAGGAAACACCGGUGGUUGAAAAGAAUUGUUUGUCCUAAAUAAUUGUUUUAAUUCUGACCGAUUUGUUGGUAAAUCCAAAGUGAAUUUGGGUUAGGCUAAAAGUUACAGUAGGGCGAGGGGGUCAAAGUUAGGAUUUGGUGAGUAAGUUUAGGGUUCGUUUUGGUUUUAGGAUCGGGUGAGGAGAGAGUGGAAGGUAUGUCAGGGUUAAGGCUAGAGUUGGCAUUGGCGAUUAGCAUGAGGACCAAGCUGGGUGGCACUGGGUUACGUUCAGACUGGGGCCGGUGCUGGUGCUGGUGAUUGUGUCCGGGUGGAGGGUAAAUUGGGAGUAAAUUGUUUCUGCUGAAGGAGUCUGGGGCUUGUGUGAAAUUGUGAAGUUCUAACGCUGAUUCGGUUCUGGGGCGCUCUCCCUAACAUCCCACUGGUUACGGCUUUUGAUGGCACAGAACCCCAAGAAAGCGGCCAUCCUUCCCCGGUCAGCAUCCCAGCUGCACUGCCGACAGCCCGUUGGCCGCGGCAUGCCCCGAAGCAGGUCGUGCUGGACCGAGUCCCCGAUCACAAAGCAGCGAACAGCGCGUUCGGGCUUUGGUUUGGUCUGUGGGCCAGCUCGCUGCAUCUCCCUGCACCAGCUGUCGUGUUCUAACUGCGGCCUCACUGACACUGACAAUGGGCACUACUGUACGCAGAGGUUUGGUGGCCAGGAAGGGUGGGGACGUGAAGGGUACACGCCAGCCCGUGGGGGGUUGAUCACCAAUCACACUUGAUUGUGGAAGGUUUUUAAAUUAAAAGAAAGAUCAUUUGUAAAAUACUCUUUGUAUAUAUUUAUUAUAUGACUUAAAGGUGCAAUAUUUUAUUUUGUACAGUAUGUAACAAAGACGUGGGACAUAUAUUUUUUCUUAUCAACAAAAUUUCCUAUUAAAUUUCUUCACCUUUGUAUUUAAA
Molecule: messenger RNA, 3079 nt
Organism: Ailuropoda melanoleuca (giant panda)
Lineage: Eukaryota; Metazoa; Chordata; Mammalia; Carnivora; Ursidae
Product: ADAMTS-like protein 3
Exons: 7
Coding region: 45-1232 (395 amino acids)
Source: RefSeq, a predicted model, not a curated record